AUGGACUCAACCCCAGAGAAUAUUGAAACCCAAGAGAAAAUUGAAGAAGAAAAGAAGGAAGAAAACAAAGAAGAAGCCAAAGAAAAAGAAAAUAAUGCAGAGGAAAUUGAAAACGAUGAAGACAGCAAUGAAGAAGGCAAUGAAGAGUUGGAAGAAAGAUAUAAGAUGGUUAUUAUUGUACGUACAGAUCUAGGCAUGAGCAUUGGAAAAGUUGCAGCGCAGGUUGGCCAUGCAGUAAUUGGAGCUUAUGAAGAGUCAGAAGAAGAAACUCUGGAUAAAUGGGAUGAUUGCGGAAGUCCAAAAGUUGUAUUGAAAGUGCCAAAUUUGCCGAAAAUGCUUGAGAUAGAAGAAAAAGCAAAAGCGAGUGGACUAGUAACUUAUCUUGUAGAAGAUGCAGGAAGGACUGAAGUAGAGCCUGGCACAACAACUGUACUAGCAAUAGGGCCAGAUGCUGAAUCUAAAAUAAAUGCAAUUACUGGAAAACUUAGUUUACUAAAAUAA
Blepharisma stoltei is the source of this 501-nucleotide messenger RNA. The record is from the annotation of a GenBank genome assembly. NCBI's taxonomy places the organism in Eukaryota, Ciliophora, Heterotrichea, Heterotrichida, Blepharismidae.